UACUCUGUCCUCAUGAGCUGGUCCCCAGAAGAGUGCAGGGUGCCGGGGGAACCCCCCGGUGACAGACACGCCCUCUGUGCCAGGCUGGUGGAGAGGCCCAAAGGAGGGUCUGCAGAGCGUCUGGAGUCUGGCUCGGGACCCAUCGUCACCCGUACGGCCUCGGGACCUGCCCUGGCCUUCUGGCAGGCAGUGCUGGCCGGGGACGCGGGCUCUGUCUCCCGCCUCCUCGCCGACUCCAGCACCGGCCUGGCUCCGGAUUCCAUCUUUGACACCAGCGACCCAGAACGAUGGAGGGAUUUCCGCUUCAACAUCCGGGCUCUGAGACUCUGGUCUCUGACGUACGAAGAGGAGCUGACCACCCCACUGCACGUGGCGGCUAGCCGGGGCCACACGGAUGUUCUGCGGCUGCUGCUGAGGCGGCGGGCGAGGCCCGACAGUGCCCCUGGGGGCCGCACCGCCCUGCACGAGGCCUGUGCCGCGGGCCACGCUGCCUGUGUCCACGUACUGCUGGUGGCAGGAGCCGACCCCAACAUCCCUGACCAGGACGGCAAACCCCCCUUGCACCGCUGCCGGGGGGCUGGCACCCUCGAGUGCGCAGAACUGCUCCUGAGGUUUGGGGCGAAAGUGGAUGGUCGGUCUGAGGAGGAGGAGGAGACCCCUUUGCAUGUGGCCGCCCGGCUGGGCCACGUGGAACUGGCGGAACUCCUUCUGAGACGGGGGGCAUGCCCGAAUGCCCGGAAUGUCGAAGGCUGGACCCCACUGCUGGCUGCCUGUGACAUCCGCUGCACAUCCUCCGCCGAGGCCGAGGCCACCACCGCCCGCUGCCUCCAGCUGUGCCACCUGCUGCUCUCGGCUGGAGCCGAGGCCGAUGCUGCCGACCAGGACGAGCGCCGGCCCCUGCACCUGGCCUGUCGCCGUGGUCACGCGGCCGUCGUGGAGUUGCUCCUGUCCUGCGGUGUCAGUGCCAAUGCCAUGGACUAUGGGGGACACACGCCCCUGCACUGCGCUCUACAGGGCCCAGCUGCGGCCUUGGCCCAGAGCCCAGAGCACGCAGUGCGAGCUCUGCUUAACCAUGGCGCCGUCCGCGUCUGGCCUGGGGCCCUCCCCAAGGUGCUGGAACGCUGGUGCACGUCUCCGAGGACCAUCGAGGUCCUGAUGAACACCUACAGCAUCACGCAGCUUCCCGAGGAGGCCAUGGCCCUGGUGCCUCCUGAAACUCUGCAGAAGCACCACCGUUUCUAUUCGUCCCUUUUCGCCUUGGUGAGACAGCCCAGAUCCCUGCAGCACCUGAGCCGCUGUGCCCUCCGUGCCCACCUGGCAGCCUGCCUGCCCCACGCCCUCCCCCGCCUUCCUCUGCCACCCCGCCUGCUCCGCUACCUGCAGCUGGAUUUUGAGGACGUACUCUACUAGGUGUCCACUGCCUUUUGAGAGACCCGGAAGCUGGUGCCCCAGGCCCCAGGGGGCUCAGGUCUGCUUCUCACAGCAUCCCAAGCUUGGGACAGAGUUGAGCUGGUUCAGGCCGAGGUGGCCCUGUGGAUGCUGUCAUUCCCAGCAGGGAGAGAGGCAGACAGACCAUGCGGCCAGGGGAUGUCUGAUGGAGAGAGAGCUGGGACUCACGGCAAGUGAUACACUCCUCUUGGUGGUCUCCCGAGGCAUCCCUCCAGCCCGGCCAGACCCUGUAUGAGCAUUAAAAAUCUGCAGGCCUGUGCUGUUGGGUGCUGUCUCCUGCAGGCCUUCCUCCCAGCUGGUCACUCAGGGGGCUCAGGACGGGCAGGCUUGUGGGGCCGCCCUGGAUCUGCCCCAUGGUGCCAGCUGUGUUAUCUUCCCCCUUUCGAAUCUACCAGCUGCUGAGCAGUCCCAGGCAGACUGGCCCCUCUGGUUCACGAUGUGGCACAAGGGCCACCAGGCGAGAUAGUGUCAGAGGGUGGGUGAGCUAACAACCUUGGGUCGGGAGGGAGGACGGCAAAGGGAGCCUUGGGGUAAGGAGGUGAGGCGGCGAGCAGGAAGGCCAGCGAGAAGGUGGGUGCAGGUGUCGGCCAUCAAAGAGGGUAACCGUGGUUCAGGUGAGAGUGAAAGAUUCAGGUUUGGAAAAAGCAAACAACUCUACCUACUGCCUGCCCUGUGGGUCAAGGAAGACGGGACGCACACCUGGCACCCGCCCGUCUCUAUCUGCUCCUUCCUUCGCGUUAGCUUCGCGGCAGCGGGCGCUGAGAGUCACAUGUCCUGGGUUCUAGACUCAACUCUUUCAUUAAGUUGUGGAUCUUAAGUCUCUUCCCCUCUCUGGGCUCAAGUUGCCGCAUCUGUGCAACAAGAGAGGAGAGAGCCCCUGAAGGUCUUUGCAGGGCCAGGGUUUUAAGAACCCACAGCUAGUCCCCAAGCGCAGGUAGGAAGAGAGAGUCGCCCCGUGACGCAAGAGGCCAAUCAAAUGCACCGUGAUCCGUGACGUCAAGGGUCGCUGGACAGGU
This is a messenger RNA of Panthera uncia (snow leopard), 2465 nucleotides long. It is a transcript of the gene ASB10, whose product is annotated as ankyrin repeat and SOCS box containing 10. Gene Ontology annotation, biological process: intracellular signal transduction. The record is from RefSeq and is a predicted model, not a curated record. Lineage: Eukaryota; Metazoa; Chordata; Mammalia; Carnivora; Felidae. The transcript is spliced from 6 exons. Gene Ontology annotation, molecular function: protein binding. Bases 13 to 1410 code for a protein of 465 amino acids.